AACUGUAUCAGCCCACAAGAACUUCGUUAACCUUUCCAUCUUUCCAAAGUCCACCCCCCAUCAUUACCACCUUCUUCCCCUUCCUUCCUUCUGAUCUUACCAUUGCUCUAUAACUCACCGCGUAACCACCGAAUCCCCCCACACCCUCCAAAUUCACACGCGCAAAUCUUCAUUGUCGAAAAUGCCUCCUAAAUCUUCUUUUCUCCUUCACAGAAUCGACCACGAGGCCUCCGCCGUCCCCCACCGCCGCCUCUGGGACGAUCCUCUCGCCGCUUCUUCCACCGCCACCAUACCCGACCAGGUGGCUCGCUACCAUACCCACGCCAUUUCUCCCAACCAGUGCUGCUCCGCCGUCACGCAGAACAUCAUCGCCCCGGUUCCCACCGUCUGGUCCGUCGUGCGCCGCUUCGAUAACCCCCAGGCUUACAAACACUUCGUCAAGAGCUGCCACGUCCUCGUCGGAGACGGCGACGUCGGCACCCUCCGCGAGGUCCACGUCAUAUCCGGCCUUCCCGCAGCCAACAGCACGGAGCGUCUUGAGAUCCUCGACGACGAGCGCCACGUUCUCAGCUUCAGCGUCGUCGGCGGGGAGCACAGGCUGUCCAACUACCGCUCCGUGACGACGCUUCACCCCUCCGGCGACGGCGAGGGCACGGUGGUGGUGGAGUCGUACGUGGUGGACGUGCCGCAGGGGAACACGAAGGAGGACACGUGCGUGUUCGCGGACACGAUCGUCCGGUGCAACCUACAGUCACUGGCGCAAAAGGCCGAGGACCUGGCCAGACGACUAAACGACAUCCACCAUUAGCAAAUUGUUCUUCGUAAUUGUUCUUUGUUCUUUUUUUUUAUUGAGAUAUUUUCCGAAUAUUAGAAGUUCAAUAGUAUUUUAUUAUGUUUCUGUAUUCUUGAAAUAGGGCACCGCCUUGUUUUGUGGCUUACCGAUUACGAAGAUAGCAAGUUGGCUUCUUGGACAUGGCUGGCUGUCUAGGUUUUUUUCUUUUGUUUUUUUUUUUUGGGGUUUGGGGUCAACUCUAGCUGUCUAGUUUUUGAGUUGUCUUAGCUUGCAUGAAGUGAGAUCACGCUUCACCCUGCAAUGCAUAUGAUAAUUGAGUGAAUUAUAUGUGUGCGGGCAUCACUAGCUAGUUUAAUUAAAAAGAAAAAAAAAGAGUUG
Molecule: messenger RNA, 1171 nt
Organism: Prosopis cineraria
Lineage: Eukaryota; Viridiplantae; Streptophyta; Magnoliopsida; Fabales; Fabaceae
Product: abscisic acid receptor PYL4
Exons: 1
Coding region: 182-808 (208 amino acids)
Biological process (GO): abscisic acid-activated signaling pathway
Cellular component (GO): cytoplasm; nucleus
Molecular function (GO): protein phosphatase inhibitor activity; abscisic acid binding; signaling receptor activity
Source: RefSeq, a predicted model, not a curated record